Molecule: messenger RNA, 1473 nt
Organism: Trichomonas vaginalis G3
Lineage: Eukaryota; Parabasalia; Trichomonadida; Trichomonadidae
Product: meiosis-specific nuclear structural protein 1 family
Exons: 1
Coding region: 1-1473 (490 amino acids)
Source: RefSeq, a predicted model, not a curated record
AUGACGCAGCGAGUUACCAGGCAGAUGUUCGAGCGCCGUUACGAGCAGAGGGCACGUGACGAAGCUAUGUAUUCUAUAUAUCAAAGCAAAAUAAAAGCCGAGCAAAAAGAUAGAGUUCAACAAGAAACGGAUGAGAGAUCUGCUCUCCGUCGCAAGGCAGCAAGACAGCGCGUUGCAGAUGAAGAAUUUGCAAUGGCUGAAAAGAUAUACAAUCAACAACAAGCGUAUGAAACAAGGAUGCGUGAAAUGCAAGAGCAAGAUGCAAUUGCACAGGCUUUAGCAGAACAAACCCAAGCAGAAAUUCGUGACCAGAAAUAUCGUGCACUUCUUCGCGAAAAUGAUGCAGAAAUUCGUGAGCUUAAGUCUAAAUUACAAACAGCACUUAUCACACAGACACGUGACAAGCAAAUUAAAGAAGCCGACAAGCGCCGCAAGGAGGAAGAGCAAGAGCGUAUUGAAGAAGAGCAGCAAAUGAUGCGUAAUUACCGUAGAGAAGAAGCAGCCCGUGUAAUGGAAGAAGAAGCCAAGCACGCAAACUCCCUUGCAACAAGAGCAUUCAUUCAAGAACAGCUCAGAGAUAAAGAACGCCGCAGACAAUUACUCGAAGUUGCUGAGCGCAAACGCGAUGAACAGCAAGUCAACGAAAUCGUUGCCAGAGUACAGCGCGAAGAUGCAGAACGCGAAGCAGCUUACCGCCAGAAGCAGGCCCACAACUUCCGCGAGAUGCAGGACUUCAUGGCCGCACGCCAGGCGAUGAAAGAACGCGAGCGCCGCGAACAAGAAGAGGAAGACCGCAAGAUUGCGGAGUUCUCGAUGAAUGUCGACGAGCGUCUCCGCCGUGCACAGGAAGAACAGAAGCGCCGCGAUGUAGCACGCGAAGCUAUCGGACAGAGAAUUGCAAGAGACAUCCAAGCGAAGCAGAAAGAAGACGAAGAAUACGAACAGUUGUGUCUCGAUCUCGCCGAACAACAAGAAUUGCAGCGCCUUCAGGACAGGGAGCGCGCGGAAGCCGAGAAGAUCAGGAAACAGAUCGAGGACUGCAAGGUCUUCAUGGAACAGUCUCUCAAGGCGAAGGCUGCCGAAAGAGAGCGCACAAGAAUCGAGGAACUCAAACUCAAACAACAGAUGGUCGAAGAACAGAAGCGCUUGAACGAACUCGCAGCUGUCGAACAGGAGAACGCAAGGAUCAAGAACGAGAAGUACAGAAGAGAGCUCACAAGACAGAUGCUUCAGAAGAGAGAGAUGUACGAGGCAGCUCGCGCUCAGGAGCUCAAGAAGUUACAGCUCGAACAGGAGAGAGAAAACGAACGUCAGAGAAUAUUGAACGAGGAAAGAAGAAAACUCGUUAUCAAUCAUAUCUUGUCUAUGGGUGCAGAUGCUGUCAAGUACCUCCCUCAAGGUGUUCUUAAGGAGGAGGACCUCGACUACCUUCCAGAAGAAUACAGAAUUGCAAUUCUUAACACAAAGGUCUAA